Messenger RNA from Grammomys surdaster, 3223 nucleotides. It is a transcript of the gene Mpped1, whose product is annotated as metallophosphoesterase domain containing 1. Gene Ontology annotation, molecular function: hydrolase activity. Bases 88 to 1068 code for a protein of 326 amino acids. The record is from RefSeq and is a predicted model, not a curated record. NCBI's taxonomy places the organism in Eukaryota, Metazoa, Chordata, Mammalia, Rodentia, Muridae. The transcript is spliced from 6 exons.
GUUCGCAGGUCUGGCGGGGGACCCGGCAACGGUCGUGGUGGUGGCAGCGGUGGUGGUGGGAGAUGCCCGGGAGGCCCACGGAGGUCCAUGUGGCGCCCUAGGUGGGAUGCUGGCAUCCUGAAGGCCGAAGCCCUGGCCCUGCUCCCCUGUGGCCUGGGCAUGGCGUUCUCUCAGUCACACGUGAUGGCCUCUCGACGGCACCAACAUGGCCGACUCAUCAUCGAGGUGGACGAGUACAGCUCCAAUCCCACCCAGGCCUUCACCUUCUACAAUAUCAACCAGGGCCGCUUCCAGCCACCACACGUGCAGAUGGUGGACCCAGUGCCUCAUGAUGCCCCAAAGCCACCUGGCUACACACGCUUUGUCUGUGUUUCUGAUACUCACUCAAGGACAGAUCCCAUCCAGAUGCCCUAUGGCGACGUGCUGAUCCACGCUGGGGACUUCACAGAGCUGGGGCUCCCAAGCGAGGUGAAGAAGUUCAAUGAAUGGCUGGGCAGCCUGCCAUACGAGUACAAGAUCGUGAUUGCGGGCAACCACGAGCUGACCUUCGACCAGGAGUUCAUGGCGGACCUCAUCAAGCAGGACUUUUAUUACUUCCCGUCCGUGUCCAAGCUGAAGCCGGAGAACUACGAGAACGUACAGUCUCUGCUGACCAACUGCAUCUACCUGCAGGACUCAGAGGUCACGGUGCGUGGCUUCCGGAUCUACGGCUCCCCAUGGCAGCCCUGGUUUUAUGGCUGGGGAUUCAACCUUCCGCGAGGCCAAGCACUCUUGGAGAAAUGGAAUCUCAUCCCAGAAGGAGUCGACAUCCUUAUAACUCAUGGACCCCCUCUGGGCUUUUUAGACUGGGUCCCCAAGAAGAUGCAACGCGUGGGCUGCGUGGAGCUGCUCAACACGGUCCAGAGGCGAGUCCAGCCUCGGCUACACGUCUUUGGCCACAUCCAUGAAGGGUAUGGUGUCAUGGCGGACGGGACCACCACCUAUGUGAAUGCGUCCGUGUGCACUGUGAACUAUCAGCCUGUGAAUCCUCCCAUAGUCAUCGACCUGCCCACACCCCGGAACUCCUGACUGCUGCCCACCCCUGUUCUGCCUGCCCAUGUCAGCUCUGUGUGUCUGCCCGAGAGCCUGGAUCCCCUAACCCAAUUCCUCCCAUGCAGAACAGCUCGGACAGUCCAUUUGGCCAUGGGACCAGCCAGCAAUGUCUAGAAUCUUUGGGAUAGAAGAAAUCGCCUUUGUCAGUCUUCUGCCGCCUGCAGCCGGGGCCUUGAGCAGCCCCGUUGUGGGGCACCAGGCUCAUUUCUGUUUUCUGUGUGUGCAUCUGCUCUUCACUCUAGGGCCUACCUAGCAAGCUCACAGUCCUGUCUCACUUGGGAAAUGACAGAAGCUCCGUUUGACACCCUCUGGCUUUGAGAAGCUGCUGUUUUCGGAUGGGAUUUGGGAAGUUUUAUACAAGAUGUCUCACUACCCAAGUGUAUCUGUGUGGCUUGUGAGCCCCGAAGUUGGGGGGGGGGGAUGUAUGGCCUGGGCACAGGUGGCUCUUCUCUGGCUGGAGGAAAGGAGAUAGAUUUGCUUCUUGUGUGUACGGGUCUUGGGAAUGUUCAGGGACAUCUCAGGAAUUCCAACAGCCCCUGGCCAGGCCUAGAGCAGAUGGCUUGGCUUAGUCCCCCAUUCCUUCCUCAGGACCCUGCUGCCAAUGUGGACAAUGGCUGAGUGUCCCCAGCUUCUGCUCAGAGCCUGGAUUUGGGCAGGGGUCGGGGGUGGGGUGGGGGAGGAGGCUUUGUUCUUCUGGGUGGCCAGAACCUGCUGGUUACUCAUCACAGUCAGGCCAUCUUAGAUCCCCUGGGAUCACACUUCUUUGUAGAUCAAAGUGGCCGGGGGUUCUUCGGGCUGAGGCCCUGUGUCUGGUCAUAUACAUGCCCCGUGUGUGUGGAUCAUGCGCUCCUCCAAACCAAACCAGGUCAUUAGCAUCUACAAUGGGCUCCAUUGACUGACUUCCCUUCAGAGGGUUCCAGGAAAUUUGUCAGUACCACCGACUACCAGGAGGUGGCACAGUGACAGAGCCACCCUGGGUGCUGAUGGCAGCUCCGCCUCUGGCUGCAGCCUUUCUUGAGUAAGGCCUGGGUGAGCCCAUCUGCAGGGGGCAGAGCCAGCAGGCCAUGAGUCGGGGGAGGCAGAGUCCAUUGCUGUUCAUUCAAAAUGCCAAUAUUUGUUCUUUGUGGACUCUUUUUGUACUCAUUCUGAUUCUUAGUAACAUGUUACUAAAAUAGUAUUCUUUGUCCCGACACUUGAUGUUCUACACCCUUUAUGUCAUGCAUCAGACACGAGGGCCUCGCUUGCUUGGCCUGGUUCCAGCCUUGGGGACCAGAUAUCCUGGUACCUUUAUUCAGUAUAAUUUUGCUUUAUCUACAGACAUUCCUGCAAGGUAGGUACUUUUGCCCUGUUACAGAGAUGAGGACACUGAGGCCAGAGAGGAGAGGUCACUUGCCUGAAGAUGCACAGCACAAAGGGGGAAGCAAUGAGGUUUGGACCUCCAUCUCUGGCCUCACACCCUGUCACCACCAGAGUUCUCUCCCUGCAAAGAAGGGCCUGGGUGGAGAGUCUCGCUUAAUUUGGAAGGGUCCUGUUCAAAACUGACUCUUGUUCAUUCUCAACCAAGAGUCCCUCAGACCAUAAGGAAUUCUGAGGUUUAAGCCCAGCAUCCCAACAUCCUCUGAGAUCCACUUGAAAGUCUUUCUCUGCAGGUGAGUGAGCUGGGCUCUGUGGCUCACUGUGGGUGAGGCUGCAUUCCCAGGCCACCUUUGGUGCCCUACCUUGGCCAAAACAACUGUGUCCCACAGGCCACAGGACUGCGGGAAUCUUGCUUGGGUCAAGUGGUUCCUGUGUGUGGGGGGACAUUUACCAGGUCUCUCUUCGGUGCCUCAGAUGCAUGAUGUGUUUGAGGCAGAGAAAAUACAUCUCCUGUGUGCUUUCUCAGCUCCGCAGUUUCUAUGUGGACCAAGAACUAUAAACUUAAAAAAUCUCCUAGGGCAUCUUCAGAAUGCAGCAUAUUUUUAUGUGGGGAAGAAAAGCUGUGGAGACAGCUGUCUUGAAGAGAAAAUUCACUGAAAGUCCUCAAGAUUUGAAAGAUGGCGGCCUGCUCCUCAAUCAUUUUGGCAUAACUUGAUUGUGGCUGUAAUUUUUUUGUCAAGCAUGUCAGACAAUAAAGUCUUUGUAAAAAGAAAAA